This is a messenger RNA of Lycium ferocissimum, 1452 nucleotides long. RefSeq lists its product as uncharacterized. Gene Ontology annotation, cellular component: CCR4-NOT complex. The transcript has 3 exons. NCBI's taxonomy places the organism in Eukaryota, Viridiplantae, Streptophyta, Magnoliopsida, Solanales, Solanaceae. The record is from RefSeq and is a predicted model, not a curated record. Bases 176 to 1204 code for a protein of 342 amino acids. Gene Ontology annotation, biological process: protein ubiquitination. Gene Ontology annotation, molecular function: ubiquitin-protein transferase activity.
UUGGUUUCUCAGUCCAAAAAGAUCCGAAGCACAAACAGAAGUUUCCGUUAUCCCUUCUCUUAAACUCACCAUUGGUUUUCUCUCUCCAUAUCUAAUCUUCAAACCCAUCACUUUCUCUCUCUAAAUUCUUUGAGAUAUUCAUCUCAUCAAUUUUAGGGUUUUUGAUCCAGCAACAAUGGUUUCCGAUUCAAUCCCCAACGGUUCGAUCCCUGUUGCUUCCUCUAACCCGAAAGAUUUUGCCAAGAAAAAAAGGGCUAACCGGUCGGCGAAGUUGAAGCAGUGCAAGCUUGAUGCCCGACGCGAACAGUGGAUUUCACAAGUGAAGAAAAAUGGCUUGAAGGAGGAACAAAAGACCGGAGGAACUCAUGGUUCAGUGAAGGACGUUGCAAAAGAGAGGGAACGAUUGAUUGAAAAGUUGCAGAUAAAGCCAAGAGGUGAAGAGGACAAUGAAGGAUCCUUAAACCACUACAGUGAUUUUGAUUCACCUACAAGCCACACCAGUAGUGUUUUGGGAGGAAAUGAUUCUGGGACUAAUUUUACGGGGAGCAGUAGUAGCAGCAGUAGUACAAGCAGCAGCAAUGGUGAUUGUUGUUCAGGGAGUAUGAGUGAGGAAGAUGACGAUGACUGCUUGGAUGAUUGGGAGGCUGUUGCUGAUGCUCUCGCUGCGACUGAUAAAAAACAGGAGCAGCAUAUUCCCAGCUUGGAUUCACAUUGUGAGAGGGAUGAGAAUGUGCCACAUAUGAGUUCUAGGCAAGAGGUUUUGGAUAGAUCAAAGCAGGAGAGUAAUGACAAAGGAUUGACACCUAGGCCUCCUCUGAGUUACCGGGCAUGGAGGCCCGAUGAUACAUUCCGUCCAUCAGGUCUGCCAAAUUUGUCGAAGCAGUAUAGUUUCCCAAUGAAAUCGGAGCGGCAUUGUAGGGGAGGAGGCUCUGUAUGGGGAUGUAAGAGUUUAUCCUUAUCCACGCCCACGUCAUGCCCUAUAUGCUGUGAAGAUUUGGAUUGUACAGACACUAGUUUUCUCCCUUGUUCGUGCGGAUUCAGGCUUUGCCUCUUUUGUCACAAGAGGAUUCUUGAGGAGGAUGGGCGUUGUCCAGGGUGCAGGAAGCAGUAUAAUCAGGAUGCAGUUGAGCGAGAGACAACCAUUGAUGGAGGCAGCCUGACGAUUCGAUUGGCUCGUUCCUGUAGCAUGAUAUCAAGGUCUUAGAAAGAUUCUGUUUCCAUGAAUGUGUAUGUUGGGUCCUUUUCUGUCUCUGCAUGACAUGUGAGUGUUCUAGUUCUUAGCAGACUGUAAGUCAAGAUUAUCCAUAGCUAUAGAUGUUGAUAUGGGAACGUGAUUUUGAAAGCACGGGGUAAUAUUCUGGUUCUCUUGUGUUUUUUUGCAUUAUAGGUGUGGUGCUUGUGCUGAUGUAGAACACUCAUUAUGUGAAUAAAUAAGGUGGUAUUGAAGUUAAA